Macrosteles quadrilineatus (aster leafhopper) is the source of this 3635-nucleotide messenger RNA. RefSeq lists its product as uncharacterized. The record is from RefSeq and is a predicted model, not a curated record. Gene Ontology annotation, biological process: signal transduction. NCBI's taxonomy places the organism in Eukaryota, Metazoa, Arthropoda, Insecta, Hemiptera, Cicadellidae. Bases 414 to 3635 code for a protein of 1073 amino acids. The transcript has 18 exons.
GAGAAGUGACAGUACAGUUUUCUUAUAAUGUGAGAUAGUGUUCAAACCUUUGAAUUCUGCUUCAAUUUUACUUUAGCUGAGUAACUUAUUAAUUAAUUUUAUAAACACAGCAAUUGAUGUUGCAACAAAUAUGUUAUUGUUGUGUUUAUAAUUAAGUGACAACAAAAACCAUAUUUUGAUGGAGCAUUGUUCCAAGUGCGGGAAAAAAUACACCUGUAGAGUAUUUUUCCUAAUUCCUUGUAACAUGGACAUUGAUCAAAUUUAAUUUACAUCAAGAACAAGCGCUUAAUCAUCCAUCCAGCAGUUUAAUUACAUUGGACAAGGCGGUGAAGAAACACCAUAUCAUAGUGAUGGGAACUAUCCGAUAGAAACAAACGAUUCAUCUGGUUGUUGCGCGCCAACCGAUUCAUCCGAUGGUUACUUUAAUAUUCAUCCGGAUGAACUAUCCAUUUUAUCACUUCCGGACACUUGCGAAUCAGCCGAAUCAACUAGGUGUGGAAAUACUUGCUGGUUUUCAAGAGGUACACUCUCUACCAUCCAGAUUUUCCAAAGACAUUAUUUUAUUCUCCCCUUGUUCGCCUGAAGAAAACCAGUUGUUUGCUGCUGCAAUUGAAACUAAGCCUGAAGAGACCCUGCAAGAUACUGAACUUGUGCUCUAUAAGUACCAAGGAGAUGACUGGGCAGAGUCUCACAGAGUGAAGGCAGCUGGAGGACAGAACAUUGCUGUGGAACACAUUCAGGACUCUGUGUACCUCGUGGUGGCUCAGAAAUUGGCCGACCCAGAUUUGGGCUCUACAGUCUGGAGGCUAGUGCCAGGCUCAGACAAGCUGCAGUUCACACACAUGCUCAACACUCGUCUCGCUUCCCACGCCAUCAUGUGGACAGAUGCAUACACCUAUGCUGCUGUGACAAUUUCUGAAAAUCCAGCUGGAUCUCCAAAACCAUAUUCCACCCUGAGUCCUGUCUACCGGUGGCUUGGGAGCUCUUUUGACAUGAUUGACACUUUGCCUACUUACAAUCCUCGAGCUAUUGUACAGUUCAACAUUCGGAGUUCUGUAUUUAUUGCCGUUGCUAAUUACCAAAAUGAUUAUGGUGAGACAAUGAUUGACUCGGAGAUUUUUCGAUAUGACUUAAUGUCAGGCAAGUUCCAUGUUUAUCAGAAGCUUCCCACGGAGGCAGCAAUCGACAUCAAGUCAUUCUGUUAUCAGAGCAAUCAGAUAUCUGAGAACUUCCUUAUCUACGCAAGUGCAUUCCACACUGAUGAGAAGGGAGUCAGGGACUACAACUCACCAUCAGUGGUCUACAAGUUGUCUGAUGAGGAGAUAUUUGUACCUUUCCAAGCCUUGCAGGUCUCUAAGGUUACCAGCUGGCUGCCAGUGGAACAUGUCAAGGAUGGUAUAGAGAGUUUGACCCUUGUAGGAGCUAGUGAGGAAGGUAUCAUCAGUUUCCAGUACGAUGGUUGGCGCUUUGUACCCACAGGUCUCCACAUGGACACCACCACCUUCAGCCCUGGACCCAAAGCACUCAACGUCUUCUACUACAAUGACAAACCAUUCAUCAGUGUGGCAAACAGGUACAGCAGUGGGUACGAGAUGAAUGUGUUCAGUCCAUUUUUUGAACACCAUCCUGGCGUUGAGAAUUUGCAGAGGACAAUUUCCGAUUGGGUGCUAGACAUGACCAAUGAUAUGAUUGAGGGAGAAGCAAAGAUAAAUGGCCUUACCAGAAUUGCCCAAGAAGCACCGUCAGUUGGUGAUUCUGUUAUUAAACUUGGUUCUCAUGCUGUGUUCAGAAAUGCUGAGAUUCACAGACUUGAAACAAUCAUGACCAAAGUAGGAGACUCCAGUACAGAUGAUGAGGUCUACAGCCAACUAUACACACUAAAAAGUCAACUUGAUAGGUUGAAAAGUACUUUGGAAGGAUUACCGGUUAGAAUUGAUCAAACAAGCUAUCAUACAAACACGGUAUAUGAAGACACAUUUGAAGAGUCAGCUGAGAUAACUUGUACACAUUCCUGCCAUGCACACGAUCUGGAGGUUAUCAAUGUUAACAGUGAAAACUUGUCAGAGUUCCUGGCAAAUACUGUCAAUAUAAAGGAAGAUGUGGAGUUCUCAGGAGAUGUAUCCUUCAAAGAGUUGGCUUUGAUUGAACCGUUGAAAACAAAGACGGUUAAUGGUCAUAGUGCAGAAACAUUGAUUGACUGGUCGAAAGAGGUCAAUCUAGACCAUAAACUUAAGGUUGAAGGUGAUGUAUUGGCUGAAGACUCAGUUGAGGUCUCAGAAGCAGUGGAUGGGGUCUUGAUCAAUAUUAUUAAGGAAGAUAUUUUUGAACCAGAAGUUAUUGUUUCACCUACGGCUGAUCUUGAGUCGCUCAAUACUUCUCAACUGAUUCUCUCGGAUGGUAAAAUGUCUGAAGUGGAUUUUCAAUACUUUGUAGUGUCAUCUCUAAAGACAGUAGGUGACCAAAGUUUUUCAGUGUUUCAAGACAUAGAGAGGAUCACAGCUGAAGAGGUGGCUGCAUCGGAUCUGUUCAAGUCUGUUGCUUCACUCCCAACAAUGUCUCAGCGAAGCAGAUGUACAGAUGAGAAGUGUUCUGAUGAGGCUGAUGAGAAGUCCCCAGAUCCUGAGCUGGGCAUCUCACAACCAACUUCUGGAGGCAGAUCAAAGAAGAUAGAAUCCAUUAAUCUCCUUGAUGAUGUGAUCAUAAUCCCACGUAAUCUCACUUUAUAUGGAACAGUUAUAGUAGGAAAUGGUCACAUGUCAGCAACAAAUGAUUUCAAUGAUUUGAAGCACAAUAUUUCUGCUGAAAAACUAUUAGAAUUCGGGAUUCCUUUAAAUCAGUUUGUAAUUGAUAAACAUUUCAAGUUUACACAGGAACCUAAGACUCCAUCUCUCAACGUGGACACCAUAAACUCUGUGGAUCUGGAAAGUCUGGUUAACCUAGAGGAAGAAGAGUCUGUGAAGCUGACAGGGGAAAAGUUGUUCCUUGGAUCACUAAUAGUGGAUGGAACACUUCACAGUUCUAAUGAACUGAAGAGUUCAGAACUUCUCAAAUCUAAUUUGAAGGAUUUAGCAGAAGUCAACCUUGAAUAUCUUAAUGUUACAGAAAUCAAAAGCAAUAACAUCAGGCUUGGUAUUAAUGAGUGGCAAAAGAGGGUCGUAAUUAGAAAAGACGGAACUGUUGUUGUAGACAAUCUAAAGGUUGAAGAAAAUCUAUUUGCUAAUAACACAAUGGUGCGGGGUAAAAUUAACGACCACCAUUUAGAGAAUCUUUUAGAUGAUUCAGUCUUUGAAGGAAGUACUUUGGAUGGGCUCAACUCUCGUGUGUUUGGCAGAUGGCUGUUGACAGACCGAGACCAGAGUGUUAUAGCCUCACAAGCCAUCACCAACCUAGAGACCCACAAUGUAGCAAUGGCACCUGGUGCAACUCUCAACUCUCACAAUAUCUCUCACAUACGUGAUGCUGCUCUGUCUAGGUACUCUGGAUGGGCUCAACUCUCGUGUGUUUGGCAGAUGGCUGUUGACAGACGGAGACCAGAGUGUUAUAGCCUCACAGGCCAUCACCAACCUAGAGACCCACAAUGUAGCAAUGGCACCUGGCGCAACUCUCAACUCUCACAAUAUCUCUCACAUACGUGA